GAGAGAAACAAAUAUUUCCUUUUUAUCAAACUCUCAACGGCUAAUAAUUAUACGCAAAUCUAAACAAAAUAUGGAAAUCAAAUCUUUACUCGUUUUUUUCCUUUUUCGUACCGAUGAGCGAGAGUAAAAAAUAGUUCUAAUCUAUAAAUAUAUGAUUCCACUCUCUAAACCUAAUUCAUUAGUUUCACUCUCUAAAAUUUCUUUCAUUCUUCUUCGUGUUCGGGCUUUCUCUUCACUUUGAACGUGAGAAAAACAGAGAGAUUGUCUUCGAGAUCAACAUUAAGAUGGCUAUGCGAUCUUUACCUUCUUCCUCUUCUUCUUCAUCUUAUUCACUCGCUUCUACAAGUUUGAGUAAUAGACUUGAGACCAUCUUCAAGAAAGCUUCCGAGCUUUGCACUCUCUGUGAUAUUAAAGCCUGCGUCAUCUAUUACGGACCAGACGGAGAACUUAAGACAUGGCCUAAGGAGCGAGAGAAAGUGAGAGACAUUGCUCUUAGGUAUAGUCAAUUAAACGAAGCCUUGAGACGCAAGAAACGCGUUAAUCUUUAUGACUUCCUGAACAAGAAGAAGGAAAAGGGUUUGAAGAACCCGAAUAAGAAGAGGAAGACGAGUUUGAAGAAGGUGAAUGAAUUAAAGUAUCCGAUCUCUGAUCAUUACUCUCCUGACCAAAUCUCCAAACUGAUUCAGUCCUUAGAACUCAAUGUCUCUAAAGUCCAAGAAAGGCUUCGUUUUGUUGAGUCGCAGAAACACAAGGAGACAAAACCGGAUCAUCAGAGUUUAGCAUCAUCCUCUCUGAAUCAGCAGACCCAAUCUUUGAACCCUAGCCAGUUCUCGCUAUUUAUGUAUAACCAUGGAGAUAAUACUCUCUCUCAAAUCCCAGUCUCUGCAUCAAAUUUCAAUCAGGAUUUCUCAGCGUUACUUCAAGAAUCUGAGUUUAAGAACCCGUUAGUGAAGCAGGAGCUUUGUGGUUAUGAUCAGAACAUGUGCAUGAGUGGCAUUACCAACAACAGUUUCCAACAUCCUUGCGUCUCAAACAAAGAACAUUACUCGGCGGUACAAGAAUCUGUAAACAACUAUGAGUUAAAUCAGUUGCUGCAGAAGGAGUUUUAUGGUUGUGAUCAGAAACUAAUUAGUAACAUCAAUAGCAACAAUUUUCAACAUCCUUGCGUCUCAAACACACAACAUAACUCGGCGGUACAAGAAUCUGUGGAUAACUAUGGGUUGAUGCAGCAUGAACUUUAUGGUUUUGAUCAGAACUUGUGUUCGAGUGAUAUUACCCACAUCAACGUUCCAAAUCCUGGCCUCUCAAACACGGCCUCAUAUGAGUUAGGUUCUGAUUUUCAUGACUCUUGUGGUAACAUGGUCGGUAACACUAGCUUCUCUCAAGAUAUGUGUUCAAGCUAUGUUUAUAACUUUGAUGAGAGCAGUCUACUUCAGACAUCUACUCUACCAUAUCUCUCCACCGUUCCUAGCAGUUAUCUUCUAUCCGGGAACUCGAGUUGAAGCAAUUACCUCCUUCAAAGUCAAUGAUGAAGCUGUUUAAGCAUUAGUUUCUAUUUUUGAGUUUUGAAAAAACA
Arabidopsis lyrata subsp. lyrata is the source of this 1576-nucleotide messenger RNA. RefSeq names its product agamous-like MADS-box protein AGL75. The record is from RefSeq and is a predicted model, not a curated record. Lineage: Eukaryota; Viridiplantae; Streptophyta; Magnoliopsida; Brassicales; Brassicaceae. The transcript has a single exon. Gene Ontology annotation, biological process: positive regulation of transcription by RNA polymerase II. Gene Ontology annotation, molecular function: DNA-binding transcription factor activity, RNA polymerase II-specific; protein dimerization activity; cis-regulatory region sequence-specific DNA binding. Bases 285 to 1502 code for a protein of 405 amino acids.